AUGAACUUAUCCUUUUGGAAUAUAAGAGGAUUAAACAAAUCCUCUAAGCAACGUUUGGUUAAACAUCAUUUGUUGCAAUAUCAUCUUUCGUUUCUUGCUCUUCUUGAAACUAAAGUCAAGGAUACAAAUUUGUCUAUUACUGCAAAGAAAAUUGAGAAAAACUGGCAGUGGCUAUCAAAUGUGGGUAAUUCAGGAAAAGCUAGGAUCCUUGUUAUGUGGGAUCCCUGUAUUUUGGAUGUUCAAGUUGUUAAAAUUUCAGAACAACAUAUCACUUGCUCAGUAAAAUCUGUUGAUGAAAAGAUUUGUGGCUUGAUCUCUGCCAUCUUCACCAAAAUUUGGGGAAUUCUCCUUGGCUACUAUGUGGAGGUUUUUAAUACAAUGAUUAACAAUGAAGAAAAACUAGGUGGGGUUGCUUUAACUACAGUUGAUACAAGUGAUUUUAACUCCUUCAUUGAAGAUUGUCAACUCAGUCAUCUGAAAACUCUGGGUUGUUUCUAUACUUGGAGCAAUAAACAGGAAUCUGGUUCAAGAAUUUGGUGUAGACUUGAAAGGGCUCUGGUAAAUGGCUCGUGGAUCAAUUUGUAUUACUCUAGCCAUGUUGAAUUUUUGCAGCCAGGUUUAUCUGACCAUUCUCCUGCUUUUGUUUCAAUCUAUGAUGAUUAUGUUCAAGGGAAAAAGCCUUUUAAGUUUUUUAAAAUGUUGACAAAGCACCCUAGCUUCAUUCCUAUAGUUUCUAAAACUUGGCAGACUACUGUUGAAGGAUACAAAAUGUAUUCAGUCAGCACUAAGCUCAAGUUGCUUAAGGGUAAUCUGAAGGAGUUAAAUAAGAAGCAUUUCUACAAUAUCACUGAACAAGUCCAAAGAGCCAGAGUAGCUCUAGAAGAAGUUCAGAGGAACCUCUAUGCUGAUCCUUUCAAUUCUUCACUCAUAAAUCAGGAAAAGGACUUUUUAUCAUCUUAUAAGAGAUUAUUAGACUGUGAACUAUCAUUUUAUCAACAAAAGGCUAGAAUAGCCUGGAGUUUACAAGGUGAUAGGGGUACCAGUUUUUUUCAUGCAAUCACAAAAAGCAACAAGCAUAACAAUAGAGUGAUGGUUCUGCAUAAUGCCAAUGGAGAUAGAAUCACUGAUGGUGAAGGGAUUGUAAAUGAAUUUGUCUCUUUUUAUAGGAAGCUUAUGGGGUCUGCUGUUGUUACUAUUCCCCCUGAUAUGGAUAUCAUAAACUUUGGUCCUAUUCUGAAUGCAGCUCAAGCCAGGGAGUUAUCUAGGCCAGUUACUAGGGAUGAAAUCAAAUCAGCCAUUUUCUCUAUGGCUGAAAAUAAAGCUCCAGGUCCGGAUGGGUACAAUGUUGCUUUUUUUAAAUCUGCAUGGGCUAUUAUUGGAGAGGAGAUCACUGUGGCUAUUGAGGAGUUCUUCAGUUCUGGAAAACUGCUGGGUAUGGUAAAUUCCACCUCUAUUACACUUAUUCCUAAGGUACAUUGUCGUAAAACUCCUUCAGAUUAUAGGCCCAUCUCUUGUUGUAAUUGUCUUUACAAGUUUAUCUCAAAAAUUAUCACCAAUAGAAUCAAGACUGUUAUGGGGUAUAUUGUAAAUGAUGCUCAAAGUGCAUUUGUAAGGGGUAGACAGAUCUCUAGCAAUAUCAAAUUGGCUCAUGAACUGGUGAAUAGCUACAACAGGAAACAUCUCUCUCCAAGGGUCAUGCUUAAUGUUGACAUUAGAAAGGCCUUUGACACCAUCAGCUGGUGUUUUCUGUCUGAUCUCCUUCAUGGUUUGGGGUUUCCACAGGGCAAACAUGGCUUAAGACAAGGAGACCCCCUUUCUCCUUAUCUGUUUAUUCUAGGAAUGGAGUAUCUUUCAAGGAAGUUGGGGAUGUUAAAGAAUGACAGACUCUUUAAGUUUCAUCCCAAGUGCAGUCAGCUUAAUAUUACUCACCUAAUAUUCGCAGAUGAUCUCCUCCUGUUUGUAAAGGGUGAUGUACAUUCAGUGCAUAAAUUGUUUCAAUGUGUAAAAGAGUUCAGUGCUGUAUCUGGACUUGAGGCAAAUCCAGAAAAAUGCUCUGUUUUCUUUGGUGGUAUAGAUGAAUCAGUCAAAUCUUCCAUUAACAGCUACUUGGGAUUCCCUGAAGGUGUUUUGCCAUUCAAGUAUCUGGGUGUUCCUCUCACAACUAAGAAAUUGUCUCACAUGGACUGUAAAUCCCUCCUCUCAAAGAUCUCAGGGCAAUUUCAGAAAUGGUUGAAUCAUGGCCAGUGUUCUCAAGGAAAUGGAUGGGUUAUGCAGGAGCUUCUUGUGGGGGAAAUCAGGUCAAAUUCUCAGAAUUCCUCUGGUUGCAUGGGAGAGAGUUUGCAUGGGGAGAAAGAAACUUCAGCACUGAAAUGCAUUUGGGAUAUUCAUAUCAAAAAGGAGUCUCUGUGGAUUAAAUGGAUUCAUGGUGUCUAUUUAAAACAUGAGGAUAUCUGGCAGGUCAAAGCAAGAUCUGGUGACUCUUGGUUGUGGAAACAAUUGUUAAAGGUGAGGGAUAAAGCUUUGGUUUUGUUUGGUGGAGUGGACAAUUUGAAAGGCCUAAUCAGUUCUUGUUGGAAGGGCUUCUCACACAGGACAGACUUCAUAGGAGAGGUGUCAUCAAUGAAAACACAUGUAUUCUCUGCUCUAGAGCAGCCAAUAGUCAAUUGGUAUGCUUACAGGUUGAAGGGAAGAGGGUUAAAGCAACAUCUCAAGAAAAUGGCUUUGAUUACCACUAUAUAUUUCAGUUGUAGAGAGCGGAAUUUGAGGCUAUUUCAGCAGAGGUCUAGAAGUGCUGAUGUUUUGGUUAGAGAUAUCAAAUUUGAUGUCCUCACAUCCAUUCUCAACACCCCUUCAAUUGCAAUUUUGAACACUGAGUAUCUGAUGUACAUAAACCUUUCAUACUUGGUUGAGUGGAGCACCUUCGUUGACCUCUUCAUUCUCCAAAAUGAAUUGGGCUUUAUCUUCAAGGAAACUGGACAUUUCUGGGCUUAUGAAAAAUUUGUCAUCACAGAUGGAGAGAACCACAAGCCUUUUCUUAACAGAGCUCCUGUUCAUCUUCUCCAGCGCUUCAACGGAGGAAAAGAUCCGUUCCCGAAUACUUCGUCUGUCUUCGUCUUCCUUGCCACGGUUGCCAUGGGCCUGAAGAAGAAAAUGGCUUCCAAAUCGAAGAUCGCCGAAGCUCAGGGUGCUUGUUCGGCUAGAACCCCCGGGGAUGAUCAAGUCCCCGCGCCUUCGUCGCCGACUUCUUCAACUAAUGGUAAGGUUGAACCAUUAGAAGUUGGUUCGACAAAUCUCUCAUCCCCAACCCUUGAUUGA
Messenger RNA from Asparagus officinalis (garden asparagus), 3315 nucleotides. RefSeq lists its product as uncharacterized. Bases 1 to 3315 code for a protein of 1104 amino acids. The transcript is spliced from 10 exons. The record is from RefSeq and is a predicted model, not a curated record. NCBI's taxonomy places the organism in Eukaryota, Viridiplantae, Streptophyta, Magnoliopsida, Asparagales, Asparagaceae.